GGAGGGGCUAGUCUUGGGAGCUGAGCGCCCCGCAGUUUCAGCGCCGCUGCCGAGCGAUUGAGUUGCAGCCGCCGCUCGUAGGAACGAAAUGUCUGCAGAACUGUCUUUGCUCAUCAACAUAAAUGAGCCACGAUGGGAUCAGAACACCUUCAUGGGGAGAGCAAAGCAUUUCUUCACAGUGACAGAUCCCCGCAACCUUCUGCUUUCUAGCAAGGCCCUAGAAGAUGCCCGAAGAGUGAUACAGGAUUACAGAAUGGGUAAGGUAGCACCAGGCCUGACUGAGGACCAACUAUGGCGGGCAAAAUACAUCUGUGACUCUGCCUUCCAUCCAGACACUGGUGAGAAGAUGAUCCUGAUUGGACGUAUGUCUGCCCAAGUGCCUAUGAACAUGACCAUCACUGGAUGCAUGCUCACCUUCUACAGGACGGCUCCUGCUGUGGUUUUCUGGCAAUGGGUGAACCAGUCAUUCAAUGCCAUUGUUAACUAUACUAACCGGAGUGGAGAUGCACCUAUCACUGUCAAACAAUUGGGCACUGCUUAUAUCAGUGCUACUACUGGAGCUGUGACGGCGGCGCUAGGACUCAAAUCUCUCACCAAGCAUUUGCCCUCAAUCAUUGGACGCUAUGUGCCUUUUGCAGCUGUGGCAGUUGCAAAUUGCAUUAAUAUCCCAUUAACGAGACAAAGGGAGCUAAAGUUUGGUAUCCCCGUUAUGGAUGAACAUGGGAAUCGGCUGGGCGAAUCGAAAAAGGCAGCCCAGCAAGCUAUUGUGCAAGUGGUGAUUUCACGCAUUGGCAUGGCCGCACCUGCAAUGGCCAUCCCUCCUGUGAUCAUGAAUGCCCUAGAGAAAAGAGCAUUUUUGAAGCGGUAUCCCUGGAUGAAUGCUCCUCUGCAGAUUGGACUGGUGGGCCUGACCUUGGUGUUUGCUACACCUCUUUGUUGUGCAUUCUUCCCACAGAAGAGUUCCAUGUGGGUGAAUCGCCUGGAACCACAAGUCCAGACUCUGAUCAGGGAGAAGAACUCUGAUAUUGAGGUUGUCUAUUUUAAUAAAGGACUUUAAGAAAUGAUGCCACAUACUACUCUGAUAUGCAGCAGAAAGAAGUCAUUGAGGAACCAGUGAACCAGCACUCCAAAGGAGAAAGUUACAUUUUGUAAUAAUAUAAUCACUUUUACAUGCUUCUUUCUUACUGGCUGUCAAAUCUUGGCAGUCCUAUGUGCAUGAUAUAACCUUCCUGGAUUCAGGAACAGAUUAUAAUCUGGCAGUGUGCUUUUGCUGUGAUCAAAGCAGAAUCAUUCCAGUCUUGACUCAGCUUGAUGUCAGCACUAGAGCUGCUGAUAGUUUUUAAGCAAAGCCCAAUCCCCAUAUUAUGUAUAAUUCCGCUCUGAUGUGUAGGUGUCGUGUGUGAAGGAAAGAGUGUUUGUGUCCAUGCAUGUAAUCCCUGUGAAAUAAUGUUUAAGAAUCAUAGAAGUGAGAUCAUUCUGGGGAGAGGAGACUCCACAGAUAUAGGUAGUCCCCAGUUUAAGAACGAGUUCUGUUCCCAAAGUCUGUCCUUAAGUCAAAUUUGUAUGUAAG
Molecule: messenger RNA, 1570 nt
Organism: Python bivittatus (Burmese python)
Lineage: Eukaryota; Metazoa; Chordata; Lepidosauria; Squamata; Pythonidae
Gene: SFXN3
Product: sideroflexin 3
Biological process (GO): serine import into mitochondrion; monoatomic ion transport
Cellular component (GO): mitochondrial inner membrane
Molecular function (GO): monoatomic ion transmembrane transporter activity
Source: RefSeq, a predicted model, not a curated record